GAUCUUAAAGUCCAACCCAACCCAUCCCUACCAUGCCCAUAAGCCAAAGAGGGUCUGGUUGUCACUCAGAAACCAGUAGUCGUGUAGGAACCCAUAGUUGUGUAGGAACCCAUAGCUGUGUAGGGACAAGUGGUUGUGUAGGGACAAGUAGUUGUGCAAGGAUAAGUGGUUGUGUAGGGACAAGUGGUUGUGUAGGGACAAGUGGUUGUGCAGGGACAAGUAGUUGUGCAGGGCCAAGUAGUUGUGCAGGGACAAGUGGUUGUGUAGGGACAAGUGGUUGUGUAGGGACAAGUAGUUGUGCAAGGACAAGUGGUUGUGCAGGGACAAGUAGUUGUGCAGGGACAAGUGGUUGUGUAGGGACAAGUGGUUGUGUAGGGACAGGUGGUUGUGUAGGGACAGGUGGUUGUGUAGGGACAAGUGGUUGUGCAGGGACAAGUGGUUGUGUAGGGACAAGUGGUUGUGUAGGGACAAGUGGUUGUGUAGGGACAAGUGGUUGUGCAGGGACAAGUAGUUGUGUAGGGACAGGUGGUUGUGUAGGGACAGGUGGUUGUGUAGGGACAAGUGGUUGUGCAAGGACAAGUGGUUGUGUAGGGACAAGUGGUUGUGUAGGGACAAGUGGUUGUGUAGGGACUGGUAGACACUCGUGUAAGGGCUGGUAGUUGUGUAGGAACCGGUAGUCAUUUAGGGACCAGUAGUUGUGUAGGAGCUGGUAUUUGUAUAGGGACCAGUAGUCACAGAGGGACUGGUUGUCACUCAGGAACCAGUAGUUGUGUUGGAGCUGAUAGUCAUGUAGGAACCCACAGUUGUGUAGGAACCCGUAGCUGUGUAGGAACUGGUGGUCGUAUAGGAACCUGUUGUAUGGGAACGAGGCACGCUGCUGCUUCUAAGCCCCUCAGAGGAGGCACCACAGCGCACUGCACGCCCUGUCUGGAGGAGCAGAAGGACGUUGUCAGGGCUGUCAGGAGCAGAGGGAACAGUGUUGGUGGGCUCCAGGGGUCAGCACUGGUGUCACAAGUGGACAACAUGGUGAGCGGCUUGGAGAAAGGCCUGGGCCACCAUGGUGGGGACAGCUAUGGCCGUCAGUGCCCCAAAAUGGGGGACAGCCUCCAUCCCCAGCAGCUGCCAUAGGGCCUCCAGUGAGCAGUGGGGUCUGGUGGGAGGGAACACAGUGAGCAGUGGGGUUUUGUAUGGUUUGAUGGGAGGGGACACAGUGAGCAGUGGGGUUUUGUAUGGUUUGGUGGGAGGGGACACUAGUGAGCAGUGGGGUUUUGUAUGGUUUGGUGGGAGGGGACACAGUGAGCAGUGGGGUUUUGUAUGGUUUGGUGGGAGGGGACACAGUGAGCAGUGGGGUUUUGUAUGGUGUGGUGGGAGGGGACACGUUGUGUGUUGAGGGCAGCGCACAAAAUGGCAGCGCCUUCUGGGGUCUGUGGGGAUGGCGAUGGGAAAACCUUCCUCCGACAUUCGGUGACGUGUUUUGCUGCCGGCAGUCACCCAUCGGUGUUAGGGGGACCGAAACCUCUCUGCCAUGCUCCGUGCCCCUCGGCCGUGGCUGGUUUAUGCUAUUUCCCAUAGCGGAGGGCUGGCAUUGGUGCGGCCUUCCUGACCCUUCUUUUCUCUUUUCCUCUCUCCUCCAAGGCUGCAAGAUCAAAGCUCUGCGGGCCAAGACCAACACGUACAUCAAGACGCCGGUGCGGGGCGAGGAGCCGGUCUUCAUGGUGACGGGGCGGCGCGAGGACGUGGCCAUGGCACGGAGGGAGAUCAUCUCGGCGGCCGAGCAUUUCUCCAUGAUCCGUGCAUCGCGCAACAAGGCCGGAACCACGUUCGGCAGCGCGCCCACCUUGCCGGGCCAGGUCACCAUCCGGGUUCGCGUCCCCUACCGCGUGGUGGGAUUGGUGGUGGGCCCGAAAGGAGCCACCAUCAAGAGGAUCCAACAGCAAACCAACACCUACAUCAUCACGCCCAGCCGGGACCGAGAUCCCGUCUUCGAGAUCACCGGCGCGCCGGGCAACGUGGAACGCGCGCGGGAGGAGAUCGAGACCCACAUCGCCGUGAGGACGGGGAAGAUCUUGGAGUACAACAACGAGAACGAUUUCCUGUCCAGCAGCCCCGACUCCAGCAUGGAGAACCGCUACUCGGAGGCCUGGAGGGUGCACACGCCGGCGCCGGGCUGCAAGCCGCUCUCCACCUUCCGGCAGAACAGCCUGGGCUGCAUCGGGGACUGCUCGGUGGAUCCGGUCUACGAGACGCCGCGGCUGAACGACCAAAACGACUUCAAUUACGGUUACCUCUUCCCCAACUACGGCGUCAACAAGCAAGAUCUGUACUACGGGGUGCCGGAAUCGGGCGCCCCGAUGUGGGCCGGGCAGGAGAACGCCAACCCGGUCUCGGUGCUCUUCUCCAAGCAGCAGCGCUCCAGCAGCACCGGCGCCAUCCACCCCAACUCCCACCGCUCGCCGUCCUCUUCCAUCCAGGAGCCCAACCUCUCCGCUCUCCCUCGGCGAUCGCAGGGGGAGCCGCUCCAGGGUUUUUCCAAACUGGGGAGCACCGCCGCUGCCCGGACGUCCGUCUCCAGCAGCCGCGAGUGCAUGGUGUGUUUCGAGAGCGAAGUGACGGCGGCGCUGGUGCCGUGCGGCCAUAACCUCUUCUGCAUGGAGUGCGCCGUGAGGAUCUGCGAGAGGACUGACCCGGAGUGCCCGGUGUGCCACGCUGCAGCCACUCAGGCCAUUAGAAUAUUUUCCUAAAGAGACAGAGCCAGG
This is a messenger RNA of Meleagris gallopavo (turkey), 2756 nucleotides long. Lineage: Eukaryota; Metazoa; Chordata; Aves; Galliformes; Phasianidae. The record is from RefSeq and is a predicted model, not a curated record.